This is a messenger RNA of Apis dorsata (giant honeybee), 2995 nucleotides long. It is a transcript of the gene atl, whose product is annotated as atlastin. NCBI's taxonomy places the organism in Eukaryota, Metazoa, Arthropoda, Insecta, Hymenoptera, Apidae. The transcript is spliced from 8 exons. The record is from RefSeq and is a predicted model, not a curated record. The coding region runs from base 388 to 2289 and encodes 633 amino acids. Gene Ontology annotation, biological process: protein homooligomerization; endoplasmic reticulum organization. Gene Ontology annotation, molecular function: GTP binding; GTPase activity.
UAAUUACCUUUCGCGGCGCGUAAUAUCAAGCUAUACGUAUAGCUGUACGCAGGACGCGUAACUAUCGUCGAUACAAGGUGACACACCGCAAUCGUCACCCAGGUUUCACCGGUAUUCACCGAUUGUGGGAUACUGCCAACUGGUGUGGAGUUCGCCACUGUUCUGACCGCUGUUGCUCAUCGGCCAGGCCACCACCACACACAGCGGGAUAUUUCUAGUCGGUUGCCAUGUACGAGUUAGUGCUCGACCGUGUGAGCACCUGUACGUGUCGGUCCAUCGCUGCCAUCGUUUCCUCAACCGGUCCAGUGGAUACGCGAUUUUUCCUUUUUAGUCCGAUAGUGGAAUAGCGCAAAGCUUAAGUGUGUCGAAUGUGAGACAACCGACAGGAUGAGCGAAACAAGGAAGACAACAAGCAUCCGGAAACGGGAGGAGCAACAAUCGCCCAGGCCUAGACAACAACCGAUCAGGCCACCGAGGACGAAGACGCAACAGGCUCGUGACAAUAAGGCUAUCGAUCGGCACGAGAAUCGUGUCAAGAAAGCCCCGAUGACGGCCCUCGAUGAGAACGUGAACCGUGUUCCACGGCUAUACACAAACGAAAGAGAAACAGAAAAUCAAUCGGGUUGGCAAGAAAGAAUAGAACGUCUCUCGAUGAAUAGUCAGGAUAAUAAUACCUCGGACUUAGGACACCCUGUACAAAUCGUGCUUGCUCAUCCAGAUCACAGUUUUGAAUUAAACGAAGAAGCUUUAUCAAAAAUUCUCCUUGAAGAUGAUAUUAAAGAUAGGAGUGUAGUUGUUGUGUCGGUAGCGGGUGCUUUCAGAAAAGGCAAAAGCUUCCUGCUUGACUUUUUCUUGCGAUAUAUGAACAGUAAGUAUAAUAACAACAAUCAAACGGACUCUUGGUUGGGUAAAGAAGAUGAACCAUUACGUGGAUUUUCGUGGAAAGGAGGAUCUGAAAGAGACACGACAGGCAUAUUAAUGUGGUCAAAAGUUUUCCGUGGUACUUUACCAGAUGGUGAAAAUGUUGCUGUGAUUUUAAUGGAUACACAAGGUGCUUUUGAUAGUCAAUCCACUGUGAAGGAUUGUGCGACUGUGUUUGCUCUAAGUACAAUGUUGUCAUCUUUACAAAUUUAUAAUCUAUCACAAAAUAUCCAAGAGGAUGAUCUUCAGCACUUGCAACUUUUUACGGAAUAUGGUAGGCUGGCGUUACAAAACUCUGGACGCAAACCAUUCCAAAAGUUACAGUUCUUAGUAAGAGAUUGGAGUUAUCCUUACGAAGCGAAUUACGGUGCAGAAGGUGGAAAAGAGAUAUUGAAUAGAAGAUUAGAAAUUUCUGAUAAACAACAUCCAGAAUUGCAAAGUCUAAGAAAGCACAUUAAAUCAUGUUUCUCGGAUAUAUCUUGUUUUCUCAUGCCACAUCCAGGUUUAAAUAUUGCCACUAAUCCUCAUUUCGAUGGUAGAUUAGCAGAAAUUCAAUCAGAAUUUAAGGAACAACUCAAGAUAUUAAUACCGAUGUUGUUAGCUCCAGAAAAUUUAGUUACAAAGAAAAUUGAUGGACAAAUUGUAAAAGCGAGGGAUUUGUUGGAAUAUUUCAAAAGUUAUAUGAAAAUUUACAAAGGAAACGAGCUUCCUGAACCAAAAAGUAUGUUAGUGGCAACAGCAGAAGCAAAUAAUUUAGCUGCAGUUACAGAAGCUAGAGAAUUUUAUAUGCGAUUAAUGGAAGAUAUUUGUGGAACAAAAAAACCAUAUUUAACAACACAACGUUUAGAGGAUGAACAUGCACGUUGUAGGGAUAAAGCUAUAUACAAAUUUCAGAAUAAAAGAAAAAUGGGAGGAGAAUCAUUUAGUCAAACUUAUACAAAAAAAUUAUGCCAGGAUAUGGAUAAAGCUUUUGUUCACUUUAAAGCACAAAAUGAAAGUAAAAAUGUUUUUAAAUCAACGCGAACUGCAGGAGUAUAUUGCGCAAUUGUUGCCAUUAUGUACUUCUUAUCCUCUAUAUUUGGUUUUACUGGAUUAUAUCUAUUAGCAAAUAUUUGUAACUUCAUCAUGUGCAUCUGUAUAUUAACCUUAAUGUUAUUGGCAUACAUUAGAUACAGUGGUAAUUAUGACACAAUUGGAAUAGCAAUAGAUGAAGUGGCUAAUGUUUUAUGGAAUAAUUUAAUUAAGCCAGUCUAUCAACAAGUUGUGGAGAAGUCAGUGUCCGUAGCAGUGGCUCAAGCUGCUGAAAUGGCUACAAAUACAACAAUGAAUGCCACUGUCACUGCCAAUGGCAAGCCUAAACUAACAUGAUGUUCAUUCCCUUUGUGUCCCAAUUUCUUAAGUGCAUUAGAAAUAUACAUCAAUGUAUUAAAACCAGUAAGUGACAUAACAAAAUUUAAUUGUUUUUACCAUGUAAUAUGAGGCCAUAAAUAGCUAUUUUUUUGUUAAGUCACAAGGAGGGACUGUGCGUUGAACAUAUUUAUUUAAAAUGACUGUGAAUGUAUAUACAAUAUAUUUUGAUUAUAAUUCCCUCUAGAUUGUUGAAAAACAUCACUAUUGUCUAUGAUUGAUAUUACAUUGUUAAAAAAAUAAAAUUCCACAAUUACUGGUAAAAAAUAUUGUUUGGAUAGAAGCUAUUGUUUUGGGGUUGUUAAUGUUUAUGAUCAAUUUUAAUUUUUUUUUAUAUUACAAUAUAUAAAUAUAUAUACAUAUGUAUACCAUAAAGAAACAAAGUGUAAACAAAUUUUUAAAAACAGUAUACUUCUACAUUUUUUGAUAACAUUGAUUUCACAUUUAGCUCUUUAGUUAGGAAAAUAUAUUAAGCACAUUUUAAGAUAACAAAAAAAAAUAUUAAAAUAUUUUUGAAAAGGAAUUUUAAUAGUACACACUUUGUAUAUUUAUGCAUUAUUCUAUGUAUAUGAACUAACAUACUUAAAUUAUAUCCGUGCCAGAUUUAUUCAACAUCAGUUACUAUUGUAUUGAUUAAUUUUUUUAAUAAACUGAAGUGUAAAUACUA